Messenger RNA from Penicillium paradoxum, 357 nucleotides. Its product is annotated as monocarboxylate permease. Gene Ontology annotation, molecular function: transmembrane transporter activity. Bases 1 to 357 code for a protein of 118 amino acids. The record is from RefSeq and is a predicted model, not a curated record. Lineage: Eukaryota; Fungi; Ascomycota; Eurotiomycetes; Eurotiales; Aspergillaceae. The transcript has a single exon.
AUGGGCGGUUUUGCGUUGGCAUCCAGCGCCCUACUCUUUGGUUGGGUCGGAGUCACCUCUGUCGCCUGUACCAUCAUCUGGGCAGUGCUCAUUGCCUUGUUCAUGGGACCAUUGGCGGUGAUGUAUCCAAUUAUCGUGCCUCACCUGUCGCCAGACAAGAAUCUAGUUGGUACCCGGAUCGGCAUCUCAUCGGCUGCUGCGGCACUCGGGACCUUGAUCGGCUUCCCGGUGACCUUUGCUCUGAAUGAUCUUGAGACAAGAGUGUUUUGGAAGAGCCAGGUGUUCUGUGGCUGCUGUAUGCUCAGUGGGGCUAUCCUCAUGAUAUACGUCUAUCGAAAGAUGACCCGACCAUCUUGA